Messenger RNA from Pantherophis guttatus, 2091 nucleotides. NCBI's taxonomy places the organism in Eukaryota, Metazoa, Chordata, Lepidosauria, Squamata, Colubridae. The record is from RefSeq and is a predicted model, not a curated record.
CUGCGAGGCUAACCCUUAACGCGGUCCGCUUUGCCCCGCUUUGCGGAUAGGAUGGGGCUGCCCGUGGGUUGGGCGCGUUGCAACGCGUGGCUCUUCCUUGGCUACUUUCUAAGCAGCAUUUUUACCUCCGGAGCUCUCGAUUUCCCAGGUACGGUGUCUUGCCACGAUGACCCGUGGCGAAUUUGGCUGCCAAAGGAAGUUGCCAACUUGAGCUCCUGGGACAUAGACAUUCUCGAUGGCAGCGGGGAUGACAUGGAAGACUGCCGUUACCAAAUUGACUACGGAAAGCAAGUGUUGAUGGUUGGGCAUCAAAACUGUACUGAAAUGGAGGACAACAAGCCGCGCCUGAGAUUCAGGUUGCAGUUCAACGACACAGAGGGGGUUCUUCGGCCCCAGAACGAAACGUACAGCGUCGACUGCGACACCAUCCAGGCUGAUGAAGCGUUUUCCGACAAUGGCUUCGCCAGUGCUACUACAAACUGCACCAAAAACGUCAUGGCAGUUACAUUCCCAAGGCUGAUUCCCAGUUUUCGGGAUGAACUCACGGCUGGCCGGCCUGGAAUGGGGCCUGAAAUGGCAUCUCUAAUGGAGUGGAUUGUAUCGAUCGAGGAUAAUGGCCGGAUCCAUCAUUUGAGUCUCAGGCAGGCGAUUCAACAGGGCUACACAUUCUUUUCCGAUGCCAGUGAUAUCAUCAUCCAAGUCCCGUUUAAUGCAAGAGGAGUUGCAGUUUACAAGGAAGGUGACCACGUGUUGUACACGGUAGCCAUCAAGCUAACUUAUGGGCCACCAGAGCAGCGCCUGACUCUGGAAUCAAGAAUGAUCUGCGCCCCAGGCCCAGCAAUCUGUAAUUCGACCCACAUGAUGGUGAUUCUCCCAGCUUUCCCAGGAAAAUUGACAGAUGUCAGUCUGAAUGAGAAGAACAUUCCGGUACACCAACUUCAAGCCAAUGGGAUUGGUGUGGAUACCAGAAAAGGAGUGAAGUUGUAUAUUCCCAAAAGAAUUCUGAACACACGAGCCUACAGAGAUCACGACUGCUCAGGUUUUCAGUUGUACGUUGAGUCCUUGACGUUGAAUUUUGACUACCGUGGCGAAAUAGCCACCAUGGUUAGCUAUCCAGAAUGCCCUUGUGAACAAAAUGCACCAAUAGUCACCAUAUGCACUCAAGAUGGACACAUGGAUUUUGAGAUAGCGAGCAGCAGUACGAAACCGGACUUAAACCUGGAUACCCUCAGGCUUAGAGACCCAACCUGUGGGCCCGUCUACUGGUCGGCUUCGAAAGAUCGAGUCCAUUUCCGUGUGCCACUGAACGGUUGCGGGACCACGGUGAAGGUGGUUGGCGAGAAGAUGGUUUAUGAAAAUGAAGUGAGUUCCAUUUGGCCAGAUCAACCCCCACGCUGGAUCUCCAGAGACAGCGAUUUCAGGUUGACCGUGGUUUGCUCGUACGAGAGUGCCGAUACUUCCUUGAAUGUCAGAAUAAACACAUUUCCUCCUCCUGCGCCUGCAAUCAACCAAGGUCCACUUUCUCUUCUUCUUCUCAUUUAUCCAGAUCAGUUCUACUCGGUUCCUUAUACAGAUGACCAAUAUCCACUUGUGAAAUACCUGCGAGAGCCCAUUUUCCUUGAGGUUCAAGUACUUAACCGAAAUGACCCAAACAUCCAUUUAAUGUUGGAGAACUGCUGGGCUACCCUCUCCUUAGAACCUACUUCUUUGCCACACUGGAACAUUGUGGUUGAUGGACAAGACGGAGAGACAGAGGAGAGCGAAUUCUGGGAGAUGAAGUCCCAUCGUACUAAAAAGUGGCUUUUUGGGUUGAGUAGUCUUAUGGCAACAAAACACUAUUUUCUGCUUUCAGAAGAGACAACGGAAAAGACUGCAGUUGUGACUUUGCCGCAUGCUGUCAUUUUGGUACCGGAGGAGCAAUUUAAGAUGCAAGGCCAGCAGAAGUUGAGCAUCAAGGUGUGGAUCGCUGUUUCUUCGAUAAGUGUGUUUGCCCUUUUGACUACUAUUGUGGUAGUCCUGGUUUUGUUAUUCCGAAGGCGGAAAGGAUCUGGCUUGAUCAAUUAAAUAAAAAGAUCCCUCGAUUACCCAGGA